Molecule: messenger RNA, 3583 nt
Organism: Dama dama (fallow deer)
Lineage: Eukaryota; Metazoa; Chordata; Mammalia; Artiodactyla; Cervidae
Gene: DHX36
Product: DEAH-box helicase 36
Exons: 25
Coding region: 65-3097 (1010 amino acids)
Cellular component (GO): cytoplasm; intracellular anatomical structure; nucleus
Molecular function (GO): ATP binding; G-quadruplex RNA binding; DNA helicase activity
Source: RefSeq, a predicted model, not a curated record
UUUCCGGCCCCGGUCGCCAUUUCUAGCGGUUGCAGGUACUCACGAGUUGAGGUCUGCUGGGACAAUGAGCUAUGACUACCAUCAGAACUGGGGCCGCGAUGGUGGCCCCCGCAGCUCCGGCGGGGGUUACGGAGGAAGCUAUGGAGGCAACCAUGGAGGAGGCCAUGGGGGGAGCCGAGGCUCUGGAGGUGGUGGCGGCGGAGGGGGUGGUCGAGGCGGCCGAGGCCGACAUCCCGGGCACCUGAAAGGCCGCGAAAUCGGCUUAUGGUAUGCGAAGAAACAAGGCCAGAAGAACAAGGAAGCAGAGAGGCAGGAGAGAGCUGUAGUACACAUGGACGAACGACGAGAAGAGCAAAUUGUGCAGCUGCUACAUUCUGUGCAAACGAAGAAUGAUAAAGACGAAGAAGCACAGAUAUCCUGGUUUGCUCCCGAAGAUCACGGAUACGGUACUGAAGCUCCUGCUGAAAACAAACCAAAUUCAGUAAAGAAAGUUGAACAUCAGGAAAAAAAAAAGAUAAAUCAAGAAAAGAGGCCAUUUAGAAUCAGGGACAAAUACAUUGACCGUGAUUCUGAAUAUCUCUUUCAAGAAAAUGAACCAGAUGCAAUUCUAGACCAACAAUUAUUGGAAGAUUUACAAAAGAAAAAAACUGACCUUCGGUAUAUUGAAAUGCAGCACUUCAGGGAAAAGCUGCCGUCCUAUGGAAUGCAAAAGGAAUUGGUAAAUAUGAUUGAUAAUCAUCAGGUAACAGUGAUAAGUGGUGAAACCGGUUGUGGAAAAACCACUCAAGUUACUCAGUUCAUUUUGGAUAACUACAUUGAAAGAGGAAAAGGAUCUGCUUGUAGGAUAGUUUGUACUCAGCCAAGAAGAAUUAGUGCCAUUUCAGUUGCAGAGAGAGUGGCUGCAGAAAGGGCAGAAUCUUGUGGCAGUGGUAAUAGUACUGGAUACCAAAUUCGGCUCCAGAGUCGGUUGCCAAGGAAACAAGGUUCUAUCUUAUAUUGUACAACAGGAAUCAUCCUUCAGUGGCUUCAGUCAGACCCCCAUCUGUCCAGUGUUAGCCAUAUUGUGCUUGAUGAAAUCCAUGAGAGAAAUCUACAGUCAGAUGUUUUAAUGACUGUUGUUAAAGAUCUUCUCAGUUUUCGAUCUGACCUGAAAGUAGUAUUGAUGAGUGCAACAUUGAAUGCUGAGAAAUUUUCUGAAUAUUUUGGUAACUGUCCAAUGAUACAUAUACCUGGCUUUACUUUUCCGGUUGUGGAGUAUCUUUUGGAAGAUAUAAUUGAAAAAAUAAGAUAUGUUCCAGAACAAAAAGAACACAGAUCCCAGUUUAAGAAAGGUUUCAUGCAAGGGCAUGUGAAUAGACAAGAAAAAGAAGAAAAAGAAGCGAUCUAUAAAGAACGCUGGCCAGGUUAUCUAAGGGAAUUGAGACAAAGGUAUUCUGCAAGCACUGUAGAUGUUGUAGAAAUGAUGGAUGAUGAAAAAGUUGAUCUGAAUUUGAUUGCUGCCCUUAUUCGAUACAUUGUUUUGGAAGAAGAGGAUGGUGCAAUAUUGGUCUUUCUACCAGGCUGGGACAACAUCAGCACGUUACAUGAUCUCUUGAUGUCGCAAGUGAUGUUUAAAUCAGACAAGUUUAUUAUUAUACCUUUACAUUCUCUGAUGCCUACAGUUAAUCAGACACAGGUGUUUAAGAGAACUCCUCCUGGUGUUCGGAAAAUAGUUAUCGCUACCAACAUUGCAGAGACUAGCAUCACCAUUGAUGAUGUAGUGUAUGUAAUAGAUGGAGGGAAAAUAAAGGAGACGCACUUUGACACACAGAACAACAUCAGCACGAUGUCUGCUGAGUGGGUGAGCAAAGCCAACGCCAAGCAGAGGAAAGGCCGAGCUGGAAGAGUUCAGCCUGGUCAUUGCUAUCAUCUAUAUAACGGUCUUAGAGCAAGCCUUCUGGAUGACUAUCAACUGCCAGAAAUUUUAAGAACGCCUUUGGAAGAACUUUGUUUACAGAUAAAGAUUUUAAGACUAGGUGGAAUUGCUUACUUUCUUAGUAGGCUAAUGGAUCCACCAUCGAAUGAAGCAGUAUUACUCUCCAUAAAACACCUGAUGGAACUGAAUGCUUUGGAUAAACAAGAAGAAUUGACACCUCUUGGAGUUCACUUGGCACGAUUACCAGUUGAGCCACACAUUGGGAAAAUGAUUCUUUUUGGAGCUCUGUUCUGUUGCUUAGACCCGGUACUCACCAUUGCUGCUAGUCUCAGCUUCAAAGAUCCCUUUGUGAUUCCACUGGGAAAAGAAAAGGUCGCAGAUGCAAGAAGAAAGGAAUUGGCAAAGGAUACUAAAAGUGACCACCUGACUGUUGUGAAUGCAUUUAAGGGAUGGGAAAAAGCUAAACAACGUGGUUUCAGAUAUGAAAAAGACUAUUGCUGGGAAUAUUUUCUAUCUUCAAACACAUUGCAGAUGCUGCAUAGCAUGAAAGGGCAGUUUGCUGAGCAUCUUCUUGGAGCUGGAUUUGUAAGCAGUAGAAAUCCUCAAGAUCCAGAGUCUAAUAUAAAUUCAGAUAAUGAGAAGAUAAUUAAAGCUGUCAUCUGUGCUGGUUUAUAUCCCAAAGUUGCUAAAAUCCGACUAAAUUUGGGUAAAAAAAGAAAAAUGGUGAAAGUUUACACAAAAACUGAUGGAGUAGUUGCUAUUCAUCCUAAAUCUGUUAAUGUGGAGCAAACAGAGUUUCACUACAACUGGCUUAUCUAUCACCUGAAGAUGAGGACAAGUAGUAUAUACUUGUAUGACUGCACAGAAGUUUCCCCAUACUGUCUCUUGUUCUUUGGAGGUGAUAUAUCCAUCCAGAAAGAUAAUGAUCAGGAAACCAUUGCUGUAGAUGAUUGGAUAAUCUUUCAGUCUCCAGCAAGAAUUGCCCACCUUGUUAAGGAAUUAAGAAAGGAACUAGAUAUCCUUCUGCAAGAGAAGAUUGAAAGUCCCCAUCCCGUAGACUGGAAGGACACUAAGUCGAGAGACUGUGCUGUGCUCUCGGCCAUUACAGACUUGAUCAGAACACAGGAGAGAGCAGCUCCCAGGAGCCUGCCGCCACGCUUCCAGGACGGGUGUCACAGCUGACCGGCGUUCUCUGUGCCCGGAGAGGCCACUUGACCCCUGUCUUCCAUCACGGUUUAACUCCGGCCAGAUGCCAAACCCCAGGAUAUGAGUAAUUCUAAUGUGUAAGGUAGAAACCUUCAGUAGGUAGUAAAGACUUAAUGUGCAUGAAUUAACAGUUGUCUGUAGCUACUAUAAAUACACCAUAAAAAGCAGGAAGUUCUCUGAUCAUACAUUCUUACUGUGGUCGUGCCCACAUUUUGAGAAUAUUCCUCUUAUGUACUUUGAAUGUUGUGCCACUUGAGAAAGUCCUUUGUUAUGAAAUAUUAAUCUUUCUGCCCAUAAUGACCAAGUAUAGAAUCAGUAAAACUAGAAUGAUUAGCUAAAAAGCAGUGUCAAAUAAGAAUUUCGGCACAUCCACAUUUUUUCUAAUGAAACUUCUGUCAGAAGUAAAUUAAUUUGUUGUAAUAAAGUCCAGUAUUUAAUAAAAUGUACAGUGUGUAAAUCUCA